Molecule: messenger RNA, 3357 nt
Organism: Diplodia corticola
Lineage: Eukaryota; Fungi; Ascomycota; Dothideomycetes; Botryosphaeriales; Botryosphaeriaceae
Product: nuclear pore protein
Exons: 4
Coding region: 1-3357 (1118 amino acids)
Biological process (GO): protein import into nucleus; poly(A)+ mRNA export from nucleus
Cellular component (GO): nuclear pore
Molecular function (GO): structural constituent of nuclear pore
Source: RefSeq, a predicted model, not a curated record
AUGUCGUCGCUCUUCGGAUCCGGCUUCGGCCAAAACAACCAAGCCAACAAGCCCGCUGGCGGCGGCCUGUUCGGAGGAGCAGCUCCCAGCUCAGCCGGCGGGCAAACAGGCGGCGGUCUGUUUGGCGCCGCAACCCCCGCCACGUCGACCGGCCCAAGCCUCUUCGGCAAUCUUGGAGCCCCAAAGACCACUGCGCCCGCGUCUGGCGGCCUGUUUGGAUCCACCCUCGGCGGCCCCCAGACCCAGCAGCAGCAAACCACAACUGGCAACACGGGCGGAGGUCUACUUGGUGGCUUUGGUGGGCUCGGUGCUUCCACCGCGCAGCCCCAGUCCGGCGGUGGCUUGUUCGGGGGAUUGAACGCAAACAAUCAGCAGCCGGCACAGCAGCAGCAGCAGCAGCAGCAGCAGCAGCAGCAGCAGCCAUACCCGCUGAGCCAAACGCAGCAGCAGCCAGGCUCGCUUUCGCAGUCCCAGGCUGCCACAGGCCAGACCGCAUAUUUCGACCACUUACUCGAGCGCAGCAGGAAGAGGGCGGCACAGGAGAAUGGCACUUCGGCCUUUGGGGAUCUGCCCAGCUUGCAGCUUGGGCUCGGCGACAUCGCGAGGAAGGUCAGAAACCUUGGUCAAGGUGGCCCUUCCGCGCCGCUAGCGCGCGACAGCAAGGCACACUACCUGCUCGCCGCCUCGGGUGUCAACACAAGCUCCGCUCUGAAGGAUCUCAAUCAAUUCAGCGUCCAGGCCGGCGUAGGCACGCAGACCACAGUUCCUACCUCCGUGGACGUCGAUAUUGACGCUUAUAUCUCGAACCUCCACUCCCAAUCCACUUUGGCCAUGAUCGCCGAGGGCCUGGAGCAGUCCAAGAAAGACUUCGAUAAUUUCCUAGAGGACAACAUCCAAAUGGAAUGGGAUGCGCAACGCAAGCGAAUCUACGAGCACUUUGGCCUCGGUCGUCAAGUGGAGAACCUGGAGGCCAACGUGAGCGCUAUCGGUGCUCCAGUGGAGCGGGGAGCUUUCGGCCGCUCGAAGCGUAAGGGUCGUGGAUUUGGCGCUUCCGCCAGUGUUGCCGGAGUAUCAUACGGAGCUUCCGCUAUGCACAAGUCCGUCAUUGGCGCGCCUUCAGCAGUUGGUGGUGGACGCGCGAGUGGGUUUGCGGACAGCAACGGCCCCAGCUCUGCAACGUCCGUUCCUGAGAGUCGCUUCAUGAGGGACAAGCAGGAGAAGUAUGCGGCAAAGGUCAAAGAGUUGAACGUUUCGCGCCUCGAGGAAAGGCCUUACCCGGUCAUGGCUGAGUUUGCUGAGAUCGAGAAGUUGGCGCCCACCGACAACUCGAAUCGUCUCAUAGAUGCUUACAAUGCCCUGGUGGAGGUGAUCGGAGAGAGGUUGCCCGACGAAUCUAAUAGAAUUCCCCCGCCAAAGGAGCGCCAAUUUGCCCAAGACUACUUGGAUGAGACGCCGUCUUCUGGAAGGAGCAUCGCAAUGCGCAAGCGCAUCUUAGAUGGCAGCAGAAGUUUCCUGGAAAAGAAGUUCCUGGCCGACAUCAAGGAAAUGAACGCGAAGAACCCCACGGAGUCCAUGGUUGGAGGCGAGCCCACCCAAAUCAGCCAGAUUCGCGGCUUUAUCAGACUGCUCGUGGCCAGGAAAGAGCUUGCAGCAGACAGUAUCGAGCUCCAGAGCGUUGGUGAGGAUUUCUGCUGGGCUCUCAUUUUCUACUUGCUUCGUGCAGGUCUCGCCAGGGAAGCUCUUGACUAUGUUGCCGAGAACGAGCGUGCAAUCAGGAGUUUGGACCGUAACUUCCCCUCGUAUCUCGCGGCCUUUGUCAACAGCGAUGACAGGAGACUGCCGCCAGAGCUGCAGACUCGCAUCAACGCUGAGUACCAGAACCGCAUGCGGCUUGCUCCUGAGAACUCUCUCGACCCCUACCGCAUGGCAUGCUACAAGGUUGUUGGACGUUGUGAGCUCAGCCGGACUACUCUCGAAGGAAUCAGUAAGGGUAUGGAAGAUUGGGCGUGGCUGCAGUUCAGCCUAGCCAGGGAAGUCAAUCGUGCGGAGGAGGCUGCUGGCGAGACGUUUGCUCUCGACAACAUCAGGAGCACCGUUGCAGACAUCACCCAGAGGCAUUUCCAAGGCUCGGAUGCCAAUGCCCAGUACGGCGUGUGCUUUUUGUUGCACAUGCUUGCGGGCAUGUUCGAAGAAGGUGUCAACUUCCUCUACCAACAGAGUUACACUACCGCAGUGCACUUCGCAAUUGGCCUGUCUUACUACGGCUUGUUAAGAGUCGCCGACUUCUUCACGGCUGGAACCGACAUCAUGUCUUUCUCGACUCGAUCGAAGCCUCAGAUCAACUUCUGCCGUAUCAUCGGCCACUACACACGGGACUUCCGUGCUGCGAAGGCUGAAGCCGCGGCGGACUACCUUGUUCUCCUUAACCUCAACGCAGACCUCGAUGGCCAACUCGGGCAGUCACAAGCAGCAUGUUGCCAUGAAGCCCUGCGCGAGCUGGUGCUUGAGACGCGCGAGUUCGCUCUGCUUCUUGGUGACAUUCGCUCGGAUGGUACUCGUAUCACCGGCGUGAUUGAGUUCCGCCUUCGUCUCAUCGGGCUGUCUGACCAAGAAGACUUCCUCAAGAACAUUACCUUGCAAGCCGCUGCUGUGGCUGAUGAAGCCGGUCGCACAACCGACGCUGUGCUUCUGUACCACCUGGCUGAGGACUACGACAGUGUGAUCGCAAUAGUCAACCGUGCUCUGUCCGACGCUCUCGCCGUCGAUAUUGGCCAGAAGCCGCACAGACUGGAGCCCUUGAAGCCACGCGCGGCGGCAAAACGCCUCGAAGACGAGGCUGUCAGCAGUCUUAGCCUGACGGCAGUCGACGAUCCGGCGGAGCUAGCAAUGAACAUGAAUAAUCUGUACAGCGCAAAUGCGCUCAUGUACAACAAGGUGAAACAGCCCAACCGCACGGCCUUGACCAUGUUGUUGCAGGUUUCUAUUGCCAAGAGCCUUGUCGAGCAGGCCCACUGGGCCGGUGCUCUGGAUGCCAUUCACGAGACGACUUUGCUCCCCACUGGAAAGCAGUCCAACAUGCAGGAGAUUCGCCGGCACGCGCAGACAUUCAACGGCCUGCCCCCCGUCGUCGCCCGCCUGAUCGGACACUUGCUCAUGUGGACCAUCAUCUGCUGCGGCCGCCGGCGCGAGGAGCUGCGCCAGGCGAGCUUCGAGGCUACGGCCGCCAACAAGAACGUCGUCGAGCAGCUCGAGACGACGGCGAAGGACAUGAUGGUGUUCGCCGGCUUGGUGAGGUAUAAGCUGCCGCCGAGGGUGUUUGAGGCGUUGGCGAGGGCCGGACAGGAGAUCGGCGCGUAG